ACACCGGAACCGGAAACGCUUCCCACUGGUUGUAGUUCACAUGAAAGUGAAAGUACUCUGUUUUCUCCUGUAGAGUUCUUGGGUCAUUCCAUCUGAACCAGCAGAACCUCUGUAUCCGAAUGAAACCGACUGACCGGACUCUGUUGUGUUCACCGUCUGUGCCUCUUUUUCUCCCAAUUUAUCUCUUAUUAGCUCAGUGAUGCUAACAUUAGCUUAGCUCGUUAGCUGCUAACAGACUUGUUAGUGUGUGAUGGAGACAAACUGUGUUUGUGACAAAUGUCGUGUGGAGAAAAAGUGAAAAAUGUCUAAAGUCCAAAUGGACGAGGAGGAAUCAAAAAAGAAAAAUACGAGACAGCAACAAGAACAGGUCACAGUUUGGAACCCAGAUGUCCUGUCACAUAGUGCAGGGCAUUCUGAAAACAUGCAGCCACUUUUGGCAGUUAAGCAGGUGUGGAGCCCCAGUCUGGACCAGAACCUGACGGACUCAGAACCCCCUCACAUUAAAGAGGAACAAGAAGAAGUGUGGACCGGUCAGGAGCCUGAUAUCACCAUGUUUUCGCCCACUUCUGUCCAUGUGAAGAGAGAAGAUGAUGAGGAAGAAGCUCUGUCCUCACAACUUCAUCAAAGACAAACUGAGGAGCAUGGACAGGAACCACCUAAAGAGGACUGUGGAGGGUCAGAUCCAGUCAACAGCUUCCAUCCACGUAGACAUUUACAAACUAAAAGUGAUGACAAGGCAUCAGACUCUUCUGAUUGUGACACUGAUGACAGUGACUUCUGGAAAGAGACCAGGCCGCAUCACUUAAGUUUAACCUUUGUGAGAAAUGAUGUCUCAGAUGGUUCUAAAACUACUGAGAAUGGCAAACUACCAAAUAUCUCUAAAAGUGGUGAAAAAAUAUUGAAUGGCUGUCAUAAAACAGGCCUUUUAAGGAAUCGUCCAGGAGAGAAACUCUUGAGCUCCUCAUUGUAUGAUGCACAAUGUCCACAAGGAGAAAAUUUUAAUGUUCAGACAGGGAAAGAAACAGAGACAAACCAGAAAAACCUGGACCCCCCACAGGUUAAAGAGGAACCUCAGGACUUUUUGAUCAGUUAUGGACGACAGGAGGAUGAUAUCAAGUUCUCAUCCACUCCUGUCCCUGUUAAGAGUGAAGAUAAUGAAGAGGAUACUCAAUCCUCACAGCUUCAUAAGAACACAGAGGAAACAAAUGGAGAGGACUGUGGAGGAUCAGAACCAGCCAAGGACCCAGAUCCAGAUCGCCUUUUAAAACCAGAUAAUCUGAUGACCUCGGUAUCCUGUAAAAGCGAUGACAGCGUUGACAGUGAUUUUUGGUCGAACAUCAGAAAACCACAGUCAGAUAGAAUGGGAUGCGGCAUCAGUGAGAAAACACUCAGCUUUUUUGAACCUCAAAGCGAUGACAGUGUUGACAGUGAUUUCUGGAAAGAAGUCUGUAAACUCAGAACGACGAUGAAAUCUACCGAGGAGGAGAACAUGACAGAGUAUAACGACACACGCAAAGACAAAAUGAAAACUCAGGACUUCCCUGUGAAAUGUAAAAUGAAACAACAUCUCUGCUCUGAGUGUGGUAAAACAUUUGAGAUUAAGUCAAAAUUGGAGAUGCACAUGAGAGUCCACACAGGGGAGAGACCGUUUCCUUGUUCAGUGUGCGGUAAAAGGUUUAUGCGAAAGUCACACGUUGACGAUCACAUGAAAUGCCACAUAGGAGUUAAACCUUUCCCCUGUUCAGUUUGUCAGAAACAGUUUAGAACCAAACGGCACGUUGAAAGACACAUGGUUGCUCACACUGGAGAGAAAAAGUUUGCUUGUUUUGCAUGUGGUAAAAGAUUUACACGGAAGGAACACUUACGUGACCACAUGAAAAGCCACACGGGAGAAAAACCUUUCAGUUGUUCAGUUUGUCAGAAACGUUUUAGAGAUAAACGUGAUGUCGAAAGGCAUAUGGUCGCUCACACUGGAGAGAAAAAGUUUGCGUGUUUUGUAUGUGGUAAGAGAUUUACACAGAAAGGACAUUUAGUUUAUCACAUGAAACUCCACACGGGAGAAAAACCCUUCAGCUGUUCGGUUUGUCAAAAACGCUUUAGAGAUAAACGGAAUGUUAAAAAACACAUGACUCGUCACAUGUCCGUCAAGCCGUUCAGCUGCUCAGUUUGUCAGAAACGCUUUAAAGGCAAACAGUAUUUUAAGAGACAUAUGAUGAUCCACAGCACAGAGUAGAUGAAGCAUUCUGAAAGUGUGAGGUCAGAAAGAGAGAGAGAGAGACUACUGAUGACAGCACAUAUGGAACAGUUUAGACAAAUUCCAGCCAUUAUAAGUGAAUGGGAAAAAAAGAUUGUAAAAAAUUCAUACAAAUUUUUUUUUAACUCUGACCUACUUUUCCGAAAAUGUAAUCACAUCUGUUAUGGGUCACUGGCAGUCUAUAAACCCAGUUUUGUAUAAAUUCAACCAAUAAUUUUGCUGCUACAGUGUUAACAAGUAAACAAGUUUAUCACAUCAUACACUUACUUAAAGCGUCUGAGUGGAGGACGCGAAUCGUUUGCUGUUCAUUUUUUAUUUUGCAUUAAUUUAUGACAUUAGAAGUAAAAUGUUUGUCAUGCCCAGAGACCACGCUAACACAUUUUAUUUAUUAUAUCUUAUUUACUGAUACUUAUUUUGUAUUUUUGAGUUUUAGUCUCAUCUUGACAAUUUAUUAUAUUUGUUUCAUGUGCCUUUCUUUUGUGUUACUGUGGGAAUAAAAUAUU
Messenger RNA from Sphaeramia orbicularis (orbiculate cardinalfish), 2757 nucleotides. RefSeq names its product zinc finger protein 260-like. Gene Ontology annotation, biological process: regulation of transcription by RNA polymerase II. Lineage: Eukaryota; Metazoa; Chordata; Actinopteri; Kurtiformes; Apogonidae. The record is from RefSeq and is a predicted model, not a curated record. Gene Ontology annotation, cellular component: nucleus. Gene Ontology annotation, molecular function: DNA-binding transcription factor activity, RNA polymerase II-specific. The transcript has 2 exons. The coding region runs from base 302 to 2233 and encodes 643 amino acids.